This is a messenger RNA of Didymodactylos carnosus, 2458 nucleotides long. The record is from the annotation of a GenBank genome assembly. NCBI's taxonomy places the organism in Eukaryota, Metazoa, Rotifera, Eurotatoria, Philodinida, Philodinidae.
CCACGAUGUCGCAUCAGGCAACUUGUUCAUAUGAAACACGAGUGUGAGUGAAAAUAGUACAAUGUAAACGAGUGUCAGACGUAGAAGAAAUGAACGAUAACGACGGCAAGGAAAUAAGACCAUUUAAACAGGCCAUCUGAUCUGAAACAGAAACACCAUAAACUCAUCAUUGUUGAUAAACAGACAAGCGUGCCAUAUAAAGAGAAAAUAAACCUGUGUUCGUCAUUUUAUUUAGCAUGAUGACAUCACAGAUAUCAUAACUCGACAUCACACACUCAUAACUGAAUUUAAGAACAUAUUGAUGAAACAACUUCUUGAUAGUUGGCUUCACCGGCUAGUCGUCAAUUUUGUGUGCCUAAGAUUUGUCCUACACAAUGACUUUUCCUUUCCUUUUUUAGGGAGCACUGCCUAGGAUAUACAUAUAUAAAUAUAUCGUAUAUAAUAGAAAAUACUCAAAAUGGUCUUGCUUUAAUAAUGUUUUAUUGGUUUACAAUUACAUCAAUCAAAUUAUUACAAAAAACCUCUUUCGCGAUUUAGUUGAUAUCAGUUGUGUUACUCUUUCUUGAGAAGAUAAAUAGUACAUAAAAUACCUAGACAAGAGCGUAUAUUCCUGUAAGAUGCACUAUGUCAAAGAGAUUCCAUGGUCUUGCAAGGUCGGUGACUCAUCGGCAUUGGUUUCAGUGGCUGAGAGAUCACGAUCAGUAUGUUUACUUUUAUACUAAAAAGAACGAAUUUUCCAAUUGACUUUCUCUAGUUGCUCGUGAUACAAAGGAAUAGUUGCAUUUCUCCACAUUUUUUUAUUCGACAUCUAUAUGCUGACUAGAAAAUCAUCGAACUACAUCAGUUUUUUCACUAUAAGAGUCUAACAUAUAAUGCAUGCGUUUGUCACAAACAAGACGUCUUGUUUUUCCACUACGCUAAACAAGACCGCUCGCUAGAGAAAGAUGAAUAAGUCACUUAGAUUAUCGAAAUGACAUCGUCACGUUCAGAUAAUGAAUAGGAAAAACAUAAGACCUCGGAUUAAACGGAAUUUUGAUCGAUCUGAGCAAACAGAUAGAGACAGGAUGACACUCAUUGUUUUGAAUAAAGCUCAUAAAAAGUAGCUGCGCGUAUUAUGAAGUGAUAUUCUCAUUUUACAUUGAUCACUAACAAUGGUUAAUUUGCAUUUAACAGAUAACGUUACAGCUAGUGUUGUUCAUAUAGACUUAUCUGCGCACAAUGACUUCUUACCAACAGUGGAGAGGAACUGGUUAUUUCAACUGAAAUAGUAAAUAUAUUAUCCUAGUUGUCAGGAUAAAACUAAAGAAAUACAAAUCGAUAAAGUUCCUUCUAAAAUGUAAAAAUAAAAGUUUUUUCCUUUGUAGAAUAAUUUUGCCAAAAAUGGCCGAAGAAGAAAUUGCCAGAAUCAAUCGAAAAUUAGAAAAAAUGAUUUCUAAUGCUGAAAUUGACGAAUCAAUGGCGCGCGAUUUAUUAGUUCGUUUACAAGAAUCUCGAAUAACAUUGUUAAUAUUGCAAAAAACAGGUAUUGGAAAAACAGUGAACAAUCUAAGAAAAGCUUUGGCGCCGCCGAAUGAAGAAUUAGCAACAUUAGCCAAAGGUUUACUUAAAAAUUGGAAAAAGCUUGUGCCAGAAGUAUCAAAAGAAGAAAAAAUCGCAACUAAUAAUCAUAACCCACAAGCAUCAACAUCUUCACAAUCGGAAACUAAAAACGAAACGACGACAAAAUCUAAUGGAAUUGAUCGAACAAUAUCAACUUCUUCAACGUCAUCUAGUCCAACAGCUUUGAAUACAAAAGAUGAAGUCAGACUAAAAUCACGUGAUUUACUUGCAGCAGCCUUAUCGGUCUCUGAAAUACCAGAAGGUUCAGCUGAUCCUGUUGAACUAGCGGCACGCGUCGAAGAUGCUAUUUUCAAAGAAAUUCGGGAUACUGGUGUCAAAUAUAAAAACCGAAUUCGAAGUCGUUUAGCAAAUUUAAAAGAUUUAAAAAAUCCUGGUUUAAGAAACAAUGUAUUACUUGGCUAUAUAACACCUGAACGACUUGCUGUAUUAACUGCCGAUGAAAUGGCUAGUGAGGAUUUAAAACGAGAACGUGAAAAAUUAACGAAAGAUGCUAUCAAUGAGCAUCAGUUAGCGGUAGCAACUGGAAUCGGUACAGAUUUAAUACAAUGUGGAAGAUGUAAACAAAAAAACUGUACAUAUACAGAAGCUCAGACAAGAAGUGCCGAUGAGCCAAUGACAUUAUUUGUAUUAUGCAAUCAUUGCGGGAAAAGAUGGAAGGUAAAGUAUCGUAAGAUAGUAGUUCUAACUGGCACUGAUCUUCAGUGCUCCUCAAAAGCAGCGCCCCCCUGUAACUCAAGAAUCAUGAUAACUAGGGACUCUACUUUUGUGUGUUCAUAGCUCUUGCCAAAUGUUGAUCACCCACCAAGUUUGGGCCUCUGUUACUAGAUGGUUCGUGAGA